This is a messenger RNA of Prunus armeniaca (apricot), 234 nucleotides long. NCBI's taxonomy places the organism in Eukaryota, Viridiplantae, Streptophyta, Magnoliopsida, Rosales, Rosaceae. The record is from the annotation of a GenBank genome assembly.
AUGAAAUGCAUUAAAAAUAUUGCUGCUAAACUUGAGAAGGGGCAAGUAGGACAAGGAGAAAAGGGGGAGGGUCCUCCUCCUUGUGUUGAUUCAGAGAUGAACUCAAGACCUCGUCUCAUUGCUCACUUUGCUGAGCCUUCUCUGCGUUGCUGCUACAAGGAAGCUUACUCAGUGGUCAAGAAAGGUUGCUCAAGUGCUUCUCACACUGCCAUGCAUAUUCAUUUUCCCAACUAG